This is a messenger RNA of Cryptococcus wingfieldii CBS 7118, 1743 nucleotides long. Its product is annotated as efflux protein. The transcript has 6 exons. Gene Ontology annotation, cellular component: membrane. NCBI's taxonomy places the organism in Eukaryota, Fungi, Basidiomycota, Tremellomycetes, Tremellales, Cryptococcaceae. The record is from RefSeq and is a predicted model, not a curated record. Bases 1 to 1743 code for a protein of 580 amino acids. Gene Ontology annotation, biological process: transmembrane transport. Gene Ontology annotation, molecular function: transmembrane transporter activity.
AUGUCUUCGGAUUCCCUCGACGCCACCUUGAACGAGCUCGAAAUAGACGGCACUAGAGAUCCCAGCUCUUCAGUGCUCAGCGAUACCCAAAAUGGUCAAUCCUCGACCAAGCAACAAGCAGAAGAGUCUCAGGAUGAGCCACUGUCAAGACAAGCGACUCGAGUCACGUUGGCAGACAUGCAGCUCGGCGAGCCCGAGAAUCAGCCGCCGCGAUUAUCUUCGACACGAUUGUUUGGUAUUGCGGCCAUCGUCACGUUCACCAUGUGCAUGUCUUCUGCCGGGCAGCAGGCGCUCAAUAUAGCUCUGCCCACGAUUCAAGCUGAUAUGGAUAUGACCGAGUCGGAUCUGCAGUGGGUCAACAGUGCAUACUCCCUGACGAAUGGCUGUUUCCUCCUUCUCUCUGGUCGCCUGGCAGAUGUCCAAGGGCGCAAACUGCUAUUCAUGAUCGGGGUCAUAUGGUAUGCCAUUUGGACCCUGAUAGGAGGCUUCAUGAAAAACGGGGCUGCUUUGGUUGUCACGAGGGCACUCGCUGGAUGCGGAGCGGCGAUGAGUACGCCAAGUGCGGUCGGAAUCAUCGCCCACACUUUUACGGGGAAAGCACGGUCAACUGCUUUCGCUUCCUUUUCCGCAGGUGCUCCAGUGGGAGGGGCUUUGGGUCUGCUUUUGGGAGGACUCUUUACCGCAUAUGUCAAGGAUACUUGGCGUGGUGCCCUAUACUGCCUUGCAGGCUUGGCCUUUGGCAACGCUGUCUGUGCCAUGUUUAUCAUCCCCAAGGAUGUGCCGCAUACCAAUGACCGUCGCGUGGAUUGGAUUGGUGCUGCAUUGGUCACCGUCGGUCUGGUCUUCAUUCAGUUCGGUAUCAGUGACGGUGAAGGUGCCCCCAACGGCUGGAAGACUGGCUACGUGAUCGCACUCCUUAUCAUUGGCUUCUUCUUGGUCGUUGGCUUUUUCGUUUGGGAGAGACAUAUCAUCAAGAACACCUCUCGGCCGCCUCUCAUGCGUCUGCAACUCUGGACUAGAGCCAAGGGACGACUUGCUGCUGUCUAUUUCAUCGGCUUUGUUACCUGGAUGGGUUUCACAUCGUUGUUUUACCACGCCACCCUUUUCUUCCAGCAGGUCCAGAACACUGGCGCCGUGGGCGCUAUGCUCCGUUUCCUGCCGACUUCUGUCUCUGGUGUCUUGUGCAAUGUCAUCGUUGCCUUUUUGGUGAGCAAGGUCAGGACCCAAUGGCUGGUUUGUGUGGGCUUGAUCUCUACAGGCGUUGCAAACGUCUUGAUGGCUGUCUCCCAACAGGAUACUCUUUACUGGAGAAUGCCUUUCAACGCCAUGUGGCUUGCGGUAGUUGGCGCAGACAUCUUGAUGGCAACUGGUAUGAUUUUCGUCGCGGCUCUCUCUUUGCCAGACGAACAAUCCGUCGCCGGCGCUCUUUUCCAAACCCUCAUCCAGCUCGGUGGAUCCUUUGGUCUUGCCGUGACCUCUGUGAUUUCGGACGUUCAAAUGCAGAAAGCAUUGGCCGAGGGCAUGAGCGAAACGCAGGCUCUGCUACAAGGCCUUCGCGCAGCUUUCUGGCUGGGUGCGGCUAUGAGCUUUACGGCUCUGUGCAUCGCCAUCUUCUCCCUUACGGGGAUGGGGACGAUAGGCAAGGGUGUCAAGAGGAGUACGGGGAAGGAGAAGCUGAAUGCUGAGGGUAAUGAGCACAAUCAUACGGGUGGUCAAGCGGACAAUGGGUCGGAGAAGGUAUAA